AUGUCUGAUGGGUGGACAAAUCAAAAACAACAACCAAAAAUGAAUUUUUUGGUGUAUUGUCCAAGGGGAGCCAUGUUCUUGAAAUCUAUUGACACUUCAAGCCUUACAAAGGAUGUUGAAACUUUGUUCAAUAUAUUUGAUUCUAUUGUUCAAGAAAUUGGUGUGGAAUAUAUUGUGCAAUUGAUUAUAGAUAAUGCUUCUACCUAUAAAAAAGCUGGGAAAAAAUUACAGCAAAAGUAUGGUACUUUAUUUUGGUCUCCUUGUGUAGCUCAUUGCAUAGACUUGAUGUUGGAGAAUAUUGCUAAUCCUAGGUGGUUCCCUCUUGUUGAUGAAGCAAUUAAGAAGGCAAAAAAGAUAACAAAGUUCAUUUACAACCAUGGAGUUGUUUUAGACUUGAUGAGGCAAGAUUUUACAAAUGGAAGAGAGUUAUGUCGUCCUACAAUUACAAGGUUUGCCACUAACUUCUUAAGUCUACAGAGCAUGCUAAGUUUCAAACAAGAGCUUAGACAAAUGUUCACUUGUGAUAAAUGGCUUUCAUGCCCCCAUGCUAAGACUGCCAUUGGGAAGGAGAUAAGUAAAAUUGUUUUGGAAGAUUAUUCAUUUUGGUCUCAAUGCAAGAACAUAGUGAAAGUUAGUGAGCCUUUAGUUAGAGUACUUUGUAUUGUUGAUGGGGAUGAGAAACCUGCUAUAGGGUACUUGUAUGAAGCAAUGGACAAAGCAAAAGAGGAAAUAAAAAGAAGGUUGAAGAACAAAUUUUCUUUGUAUGGACAUUAUAUUAGAGUUAUUGAUGCUAGAUGGGACAAACAACUUCAUAGUCCUCUGCAUGUAGCAGGUUGCUUUCUUAACCUUGCAAUUUACUUUAGGCCUUCAUUUAAAAGGCAAAAUGAAGUUCAAAGAGGGUUGCUAAGCACUCUAAUGAGGUUGGAUCCCAAUCCUGACAUUCAAGACAAAAUAAGUUCACAACUUGAUGAGUACAAAAAAUCAAUUGGUGACUUUGGCACAUCACUAGCAAUCCGCCAACGAGAGAGACUAAAUCCAGUUUCAUGGAACAUUCAAAGGAAUAAGUAUGCAUUGGAUCCUAUAAGCUUGGAUAACAUUGACUUGAUGGGAGAUUGGGUGGCUGAAGAACUUGCACUUCUUAAUCCAGAUGACAUAAAUUGGGAUUGUCUUAAUGAACCAACACCCCUAGUGAAUGUGGAAGAGGAUGCUGAACUUGAAACUAUUGAUGUUGAUGACUAUGAUGAUGAUGACAACAACAAUGAACAUGGCUUGACAAAUCUUCCAAUGGGUGCUAGUAGUUCUUGUGGGAGUUCUUUUGAUGAUGAAUUUGAUCCUUUUCUCAUGGAUGAUGAUGAUGAGGAGGAGUAA
Messenger RNA from Quercus lobata, 1368 nucleotides. RefSeq lists its product as uncharacterized. The record is from RefSeq and is a predicted model, not a curated record. The coding region runs from base 1 to 1368 and encodes 455 amino acids. The transcript is spliced from 3 exons. Lineage: Eukaryota; Viridiplantae; Streptophyta; Magnoliopsida; Fagales; Fagaceae.